Messenger RNA from Labrus bergylta (ballan wrasse), 3263 nucleotides. It is a transcript of the gene slc26a6.2, whose product is annotated as solute carrier family 26 member 6. Gene Ontology annotation, molecular function: oxalate transmembrane transporter activity; bicarbonate transmembrane transporter activity; chloride transmembrane transporter activity. Lineage: Eukaryota; Metazoa; Chordata; Actinopteri; Labriformes; Labridae. The record is from RefSeq and is a predicted model, not a curated record. Gene Ontology annotation, biological process: transmembrane transport. Gene Ontology annotation, cellular component: plasma membrane.
GUAAAUCUGACUGACUUUAAUUUUAAUACACAUUUCUGAAAAGGCAAAAUCAUCAACUCUAAAAUAACAACAAAAUCUUGCACUAACUUGCUCUGUCAAUCAUAAAACAAGCAUGUAUUACUUUGCCCUGUCCCUCCUCAACAAUGUCUAAUUUCUUAUCUGCUUUAUCCUGGUUUGAGAAGCAGCGGAGACAUAUCACAGACAGUCUCACCAUCACGCAGAAAGGACACCGAGGAGAGAGGAAGAAUACAUGUACUUGGAUAUUUUAUGUCUUUUAUUUUGACUUGAAUUUUGUGUUGUUUAAAGUCAAUCCUUUUCUUAACGAGGUCAAAAGCAAUCACAUCUUGUUGUUGGGAACGCCUGGAGCUGCUUUGAUCUGAUGGAAAACUCUACAGAAGAUUCAACUUGAAGACCUGCAAACACUGAAAAGCAGGAAGGAUUCAUUUAUCAUGAAUAUGGAUGUACCACCUUCUGAUUUCAGGAACUUAUUUUAGGCUUCGGGUUUAUUUUACAACCCCUCAGUAGAAACAGUGUGGUUGGAUAUACUUCCUCCAAACUGGAGAAACUAAUUGACGUCAAAGGAGAAGAGAAAACAUUAUCCCCCUUGUAAAGCGGAACUAAACAGCUUGGUACAUCUCGGGGCUUCAAGAACUGAACUUUUGGUAAAAAUUGCAGCAGAAUAGUAGUUCACUUGGAUUUUGAAAAUAAUUUAUCACAAGAAACAUUUUCUCAGGAACAGCUGGACCAAAAAAGAUAGUCGUAGCCAUGGCAGAGAGGAGGCGACCGGGCUACAGCGUGCACAGGAGCGUCCUGGAUGAAGGAGCAGUGGAGGAGAUGGCAGAAAAAUGUGAAACGAAAUCAUCUUUGUCUGAGAAGGUCAAGAAGUCUGUGAGGUGUUCUGGUCCCAGGAUGAAGAGCUGCCUGCUGGGUAGUGUCCCUGUGUUAUCAUGGCUGCCUCGAUACUCCCUCAGAGAAAAUGCGCUGGGGGACCUGAUCUCAGGGAUCAGUGUGGGCAUCAUGCAGCUGCCUCAAGGUAUGGCAUACGCUCUGCUAGCAUCCGUUCCUCCAAUCUUCGGCCUUUACUCCUCCUUCUACCCAGUGCUGAUCUAUUUCAUCUUUGGCACAUCCAAGCACAUCUCCGUCGGAACAUAUGCAGUAAUGAGUGUGAUGAUAGGAGGGGUGAUAGAGCGAGUGGCCCCAGACUCCAACUUUAUGAUAUGGGACAAUGUGACGAACUCCACUACAGUGGAUAUCAUCACCAGGGACGCAGAGAGAGUCCGGGUGGCUGCAGCCGUCACUUUAUUAUCUGGAUUAUUUCAGAUUUUGCUUGGCCUGGUCCAGUUUGGCUUUGUUGUGACCUACCUCUCUGAGCCGCUGGUUCGAGGUUACACCACGGGAGCUGCCAUUCACGUCAUCGUGUCCCAGCUCAAAUAUACCUUUGGUAUCAGCCCCGUGAGAUACAGUGGACCCUUCUCAUUGUUAUACACUGUGUUGGAGGUGUGUUAUAUCAUCCCAGAGACCAACAUUGGUACUCUUGUGGUCAGUAUCGUCGCUAUAAUUGGCCUCAUCCUCGCCAAGGAGCUCAAUGCAUUCUUGAGUAAAAAACUGCCUAUCCCCAUACCUGUGGAACUGCUUGGUAUUGUCGUUGCGACUAUAAUUUCCUGGCAGGUGAACCUGAAUGAUAAAUAUGGAGUGGAUGUGGUGGGGCUGAUUCCCUCUGGUCUCCAGCCUCCUGUCGUCCCAGUAGCCUCUCUGUUUGGUCAGUUGAUUGGGGACGCCUUUGCGCUGGCUGUGGUUGGUUAUGGCAUUGCCAUCUCACUGGGACGAAUCUUUGCCCUCAAAUAUGGAUACAAAGUGGACAGCAACCAGGAACUAAUCGCACUGGGUCUGAGUAACUCCGUCGGAGGAUUUUUCCAGUGUUUUGCCAUCAGUUGCUCCAUGUCUCGCACCAUGGUUCAGGAGAACACAGGGGGGAAGACUCAGGUUGCUGGAGCUCUAUCAGCAAUAGUUAUCCUUUUCAUCACACUCUGGAUUGGAAGAUUCUUUGAAGAACUGCCCAAGGCAAUGCUGGCUGCCAUCAUCUAUGUCAACCUCCAUGGCAUGAUGAAACAAUUCUUGGACAUCCCUGCGCUGUGGAAGAGCAACAAGAUAGACAUGGUGAUCUGGGUGGUCACCUUCAUCCUCACCGUUCUGUUCAACCCUGACCUGGGUCUGGCGGCUUCCAUCGGUUUCUCCAUGCUCACUGUCAUCUUCAGGACACAACUACCAAAAUACUCCCUAUUAGGGCAGGUCCCAGACACUGACAUUUACAGGCCGCUGGAGGACUACAAUCAGGUGAGGAAGGUGCCAGGGAUUUUGAUCUUCCGCUCCUCUGCAACCCUCUACUUUGCUAAUGCUGAGAUGUAUCAAGAAGCCCUGGGAAGGAAGUCUGGCAUUGACAUCACUAAGAUCCUUUCAGCGAAGAAGAAACUCGAGGCUAAAAGGAAGAGGCAUGAAAAGAAAAAUGACAAAAAAGCAAAGAAAGAAGCCAAGAAGAACAAAGUGGGCAUGCAGGGGGAGCCAGAGAGGGAGGUGGAGAAGGACAUUGCUAUUAUUGAGAUGCAUCCUGAGCCCGACCCCUCUCUCCCGAGAGCCAUCGUCCUUGACCUCAGCCCUGUUAACUUCCUGGAUACUGUGGGGGUCAAGACAAUACGCAGUAUCCACAAAGACUACGGGCAGAUUGGUGUUGAGGUGGUUCUCGCGUGCUGCCAAACCGGUGUGGUGGACAACCUGCAGGCCGGGGGUUUCUUUAAUGACAAAGUGACAAAGUCUUGUCUCUUCUCCACCGUCCAUGAUGCUGUUCUGCACUGUCAGUCCUUCAUUACACAGAGCCGAGGAGAAGCAUUGUACGAGGAGAUCACAGGGACACAUUUCUGAGUCCUGAGAGGAACGGUGGAGGACAUCAUGAAGCGUACAUGGUCUGCAUGGGGAUUUACCCUGUGAGUUUCUGAUCACUGGAACUUCUUUCAGUUACACACAGUAACAAAAUACUUGAACAAAAAAAAAAAUGAACAAAAUGUGAAGACCAGCUACAGUCUUACUGUAAUAUGCCAUCUUAAAUUAUACGACUCUGGCUAACUGUGUGAGCUAUUCUUUUUUUUAAUUAAGUUAUUAUGCUGCUUUUUAACAUACAAUAAUCUGAAAAUGAAUACCUGUAUUUCUAAGAAUCUAAACAUCUGCUGAUGUUGAUGUACUUCAAUGAAAAAUAAAUGCUUUUAUUUAGU